Molecule: messenger RNA, 1298 nt
Organism: Phytophthora infestans T30-4
Lineage: Eukaryota; Oomycota; Peronosporomycetes; Peronosporales; Peronosporaceae
Exons: 1
Coding region: 12-1298 (428 amino acids)
Cellular component (GO): nucleus; nucleolus
Source: RefSeq, a predicted model, not a curated record
CGAGAGGCUUGAUGGUGUUCAACAUCGAUGAGGCCGAAGACUUUGACGAUGGCACGCGCGCCAUAAUUCACUCAGAUGCGGCAUUUGAAUCAGAUAACGAGACGCAGGACUCGACGCGUCUGCGCUCGUCCCGUAAGCAGCGACUGCAGGCGGAGCGCAAAGGUAGCAAGCAGCGCGAACAGGCGUCAGCGUUGCGCGUCAAGAACUGGGAUGCGGGUUUGAUGGAGAGCGAGGAAUAUGCAGGGAAAGUGGUAAAGCGCAAGGAUCUGAGCGAAGGCAUGGAAUCGCCUGACGAGGACGCGAUGGCCGAGUGGUCGGACGCCGAGUCGUUCGGUGCGUCGGACAAUGACGAGGCGGAGGAAGAAGAAGAGAUAGAGGAAGUAGAAAGUGAAGAGGAAAGUGAUGACGAGGAUAAGAGCGCUGAGAUGCUUAUCCGCGGCUUCCAGAAGGAAGAUUCGGCUCGUCUAAUGGGUGCACAGGACAGUGAGAAGGUCGUGGAGAAGGCCAAGCACGUGCGCAACCAGAAACUCAUCUGGGAGCGUUGUCUGGAGGUGCAAAUCUACACUAAGAGACUGCUAACGACAGCCAAGGAAGCAGCAGCUCACGAGACGGACGGAGAGACGACAGAUGAAGAGAUGGUGACCAAGACAAAGGAACAGGUGGUAGCUGAGCUCUACAACAGCAUCGACGCUGUAUCUGCCUUGCAGGAGAAACUAUGCAACGUUCCUGAGCUAAACGCUGCCGACACAACGAAGAAGCGUAAACGCACAUGCGACGACUUGUGGCAGGAGAUCACGACCAGCAACCGCGCGAUGCUUCCUCAGUACAAUGACGUCCUCAACACAUACACCCGCAAGACAGACUUGGCAGCAGGAGGCAAGACCAACCAGGCCAAGAAGUUUAAGGCUGUGAACCAAGACAUCCUGGCUCAAGUCGAGUCCGUUCUCGUGGAUCCCCAACGAGUCAAGCGCAAGGCACACGCUCCGUUAGACGCACCAGAGUCCGAAGCAGCAGAAGACCAGCUAGACGAACUCAUGUACGACGACUCGGACUUCUACCAGCAACUUCUCAAGGAAUUCAUCGAAAGCGGCGGAGGUGGCGCUGGCCAGGACGCCUUGGUGAGACGCACUCAUCGCAAGAAGAAGAAACUCGUCAACCGCAAGGCCAGCAAGGGCCGCCAACUGCGCUACACAGUGCACCCGAAACUCGAAAACUUCAUGUUCCCAGAGCCUUAUCCCAGGGCCGAAAUGGACGUCACCGAGCUCUUCCGCUCGCUUUUCGGUCAAGUCCGACAGUAA